Ananas comosus (pineapple) is the source of this 2402-nucleotide messenger RNA. Its product is annotated as probable galacturonosyltransferase 3. Gene Ontology annotation, molecular function: polygalacturonate 4-alpha-galacturonosyltransferase activity. The transcript has 8 exons. NCBI's taxonomy places the organism in Eukaryota, Viridiplantae, Streptophyta, Magnoliopsida, Poales, Bromeliaceae. Bases 139 to 2172 code for a protein of 677 amino acids. The record is from RefSeq and is a predicted model, not a curated record.
CCCCCACUCCGCGCCCCUCUUCUCGUCCCACUUCCCGGUAGAGUCGCACGCUUCCCAACGACGUGUGCGAUCCCCUCCUCUUCUCUCUCUCUCUCUCUCUCUCUCUCUCUCUCUCUCGGUGCUUGGCGAGCUGCGGCAAUGGCGAUUUCGUCCAGAAGCUUCUCGACCGGGCGAUGUACGCUCUUCCUCUUCUCCGUUCAGGCUAUGAUGCUAGUCUCCUCCGUUCACUCAGAUUUAUCAGAUAUAUUAUUUCUGAGGAGGUUCUCCAAAUCCAAAACUGAGAAAGAUGUUGAAGAAUAUGCGCAGGCACAAAAUUGUUCGAAUUGUGAGAGUGAACAGGGUGUUGAUAUUACUGUUAUGUACACUGAUCCUUCUGGUAAGAUCAAAACAUUUGAAGUUAACUCCAGGGAGCUAUCAUCUUCCUGGAUCUGGCAGAAUUCGCUCUCUACAAAUCACGCGCAGAAGGUGGUUAGACAGCAUGAAGCUUCAAAUGAACAACUUGUGAAUAGAACACAAGAGAAUGUUCUAAAUGGACCACAAGGAAGCACUAAGUCUUCUCGUGAUCAAAAUCAAGAAGAAAUGAAUGAGUUUGAUCCUGCCAAGCUCAAGCGUCAGUAUCUGCGGCAGAAAAGGAAGGAAAAGCGAACUGCAGAGCUGAUUCAUAUGAGUAGAGACACUGAACUCCGGAUGCGAAAUGCAGCCAUUGAGCGCACAAAGCAUUUUGUCAAUAAAGUGAAAGAUAGGUAUAGUAUCUGGAGGAUCGAAUAUCGCAAUCCACAGUCGGAUUCCACUUUGAAGCUCAUGAAAGAUCAAAUCAUAAUGGCAAAGAUAUAUGCUAGCAUAGCUCGUUCCAAGAAGGAUUUCAAUCUCUAUGAUUCCCUUAUGAGGCAUAUCAAAGAAAGUCGAGGCAUUAUUACUGAUGCUAAUUCUGAUAAUGAACUUCACACGAGUGCUCUUGAACAAGCAAAAGCAAUGGGGCGUGCUUUAUCCAUGGCGAAAGAUGUGCUACUUGACUAUAAUGAACUGGCGAGGAAGUUACGUGCUAUGCUUCAAUCUACAGAAGAAAAUAUUAACUCAGUGAAGAAACAGAACACGUUUCUUGUCCAGCACGCUGCAAAAACCAUUCCUAAACCCCUACACUGCCUACCUUUGCAGCUAACAACGGAUUAUUUCCUGCAUAACCAUGCUAGAAACGAAAUGCUAGACAAAUAUAAGCUCGAGGAUAAUUCCCUCUAUCACUAUGCUAUAUUCUCGGACAAUGUCCUUGCAACAGCUGUAGUAGUCAAUUCAACGGUGAUAAAUGCCAAGGAACCAGAGAAACACGUAUUCCAUGUAGUCACAGAUAAACUAAAUUUUGCGGCUAUGAGAAUGUGGUUCAUCAUUCAUCCUCCUCGACCUUCAGCUAUUCAUGUCCAAAACAUCGAUGAAUUCAAGUGGCUUAAUUCUUCUUACUGUUCAGUCCUACGCCAGCUUGAAUCUGCAAGGAUUAAGGAAUACUACUUUAAAGCAAGUCAUCCUUCAUCGCUAUCUGUUGGGAACGAGAAUUUGAAGUAUAGAAAUCCCAAGUAUCUGUCUAUGCUUAACCAUUUAAGGUUCUACAUGCCAGAAGUGUACCCAAAGCUAGAUAAGCUAUUGUUUCUUGAUGAUGAUAUUGUUGUCCAGAAGGACUUGACAAAGCUUUGGACGGUGGACAUGAAAGGGAUGGUAAAUGGUGCGGUAGAAACUUGUAAAGAAAGCUUUCAUCGUUUUGAUACAUAUCUCAAUUUCUCAAACCCGAAGAUAGCGGAGAAUUUCGACCCACGAGCUUGUGGGUGGGCUUUUGGGAUGAAUGUCUUUGAUUUAAAGGAAUGGAAGAAGCAAAGUAUCACUGGAUUAUAUCAUUAUUGGCAAGACUUGAAUGAGGACCGCAAGCUGUGGAAGCUUGGAACGCUGCCUCCGGGGUUGAUCACCUUCUACAACUUGACGUAUCCUCUCGACCGCAGUUGGCACGUGCUCGGGCUCGGCUACGAUCCAGCAGUAGACCUCGCACAGAUCAAGAAUGCUGCUGUAAUUCACUACAAUGGGAACUACAAGCCGUGGCUCGAUCUUGCUAUUACAAAGUACAAUUCAUAUUGGUCCAAGUAUGUGAAUUUCGACAACCCAUACAUUCAGAGCUGCUACAUGAACAAGUAACCUCACAUUAAUUGACAAAAUUUAGCUCGUAUUUGUUAAUUUCAUUUUUGUGUCGUUUUAUGAAAAAUAAGCUAGUUUUCUUACGCAAGUAGUGUGAGCCGACGGCAUCGCUCUGCAAUUUUUGUCUUUUCAGGUGCUAUUUUUUAUUUUAUUAACUCUAAUGUUGUAUUUGCUGUACAGUAUGCUUGUUUCUCCUCACUGUAAUAAAAUCACGAUGUGUUCUUAGGGAA